AAAAAUCCUAGCAUGCAUGAAACUUGAUACGCGAGAAUCUGAGACAGGCCCCACAGCAAGCUAGCGCGGCAUCACUGCGCGGUCAUCGAACAUAUCUCAGCCGCCACAUCCCUAUUUUGUUUGAAUAUUCAAUUUCUAUCCACUAUUCAUCUUCUUCUUCUUCUGUUUCUCAUCUAGGGUUUCUAUUCCAUUUCCAUGGCCACCGCAAUUCGAACUCCCUUCUUCUCUCCCACCACCACCACACGCUCUCCCUCUUCACAAAACCAACCUCUCCUCCGCCUCCAUUUCCCUCAUUCCUCUAAACCCAAAUUCUCCAUUUCCUGCUCCUCUCAGUCUCAGUCUCAAUCUCAAUCUCAACCCCAAUCCCAACCAGAACCCCUUCGCCAACGUCCUCCUUACAUCCCCAACCACAUCCCUGACUCUUCCUAUGUUCGCAUCUUCGACACCACUCUCCGCGACGGCGAACAGUCCCCCGGAGCCUCCAUGACUUCCAAGGAAAAACUCGACAUUGCUCGCCAGCUUGCGAAGCUUGGUGUAGAUAUCAUUGAGGCUGGAUUUCCCGCUGCCUCUAAAGACGACUUCGAAGCCGUUAAAAUGAUUGCCACUGAAGUCGGAAACGCUGUCGACGAAAACGGUUAUGUCCCUGUCAUUUGUGGUCUCUCCAGAUGUAAUGAGAAGGAUAUUCAAAGGGCUUGGGAUGCAGUUAAACAUGCUAAGAGACCAAGGGUUCACACUUUCAUUGCUACUAGCUCCAUUCAUAUGGAGUAUAAACUCAGAAUGACCAGAGAACAGGUCAUUGAAAAAGCACGCAGUAUGGUUGCAUUCGCCCGUAGUUUAGGCUGCCAAGACGUUGAGUUCAGUCCCGAAGAUGCUGGAAGAUCGGAUAGAGAGUUUCUGUAUCAAAUUCUUGGAGAAGUUAUUAAGGCAGGGGCUACUACACUCAACAUACCUGACACUGUUGGAAUAACUAUGCCGAGUGAAUUCGGGAAACUGAUUGCUGAUAUAAAAGCUAAUACACCCGGAGUUGAGAAUGUUAUUAUUUCCACUCACUGUCAGAAUGAUCUUGGACUUUCUACUGCUAACACCAUUGAGGGUGCUCGGGCCGGUGCUAGGCAGCUGGAAGUCACCAUUAAUGGGAUUGGUGAAAGGGCUGGAAAUGCCUCCUUGGAAGAGGUUGUGAUGGCCCUGAAAUGCGGAGGACAUAUCUUCAACAAUCUCCACACUGGAAUCAAUACAAGGCACAUUUAUAUGACAAGCAAAAUGGUUGAAGAGUACUCUGGUUUGCAGUUACAACCACACAAGGCUCUUGUGGGAGCUAAUGCUUUUGCUCAUGAAAGUGGCAUACAUCAGGAUGGAAUGCUUAAACACAAAGGUACAUACGAAAUCAUAUCACCGGAGGAUAUUGGACUUGAAAGAACCAAUGAAGCUGGUAUUGUAUUGGGGAAACUUAGCGGACGCCAUGCUAUGAGGAAGCGACUUGAAGAGCUUGGAUACGAACUUAAAGACGACCAAGUUGAGAGUUUGUUUUGGCGUUUCAAAGCUGUGGCUGAGCAAAAGAAGAGGAUUACUGAUGCUGAUCUCAGAGCAUUGGUAUCGGAUGAAGUUUUUCAGGCAGAGCCUAUCUGGAAGCUUGCUGAUAUACAGGUGACUUGUGGAACUCUUGGUCUCUCAACAGCAACAGUUAAACUUGUUGGUGAUGACGGUAGCACGCACGUUGCUUGUUCUGUUGGUACUGGGCCUGUGGAUUCAGCGUACAAAGCUGUUGAUCUGAUUGUGAAGGAACCAGCAACUCUUCUUGAAUACUCCAUGGUCGCAGUCACUGAAGGCAUUGAUGCAAUUGCGACUACCCGAGUUUUAAUUCGGGGGGAAAGCAAUCAUGCAUCUACUCACACGUUAACUGGAGAAAGUGUUCAGCGAACUUUUAGUGGGACUGGAGCAGGAAUGGAUGUUGUUGUUUCAAGUGUCAAGGCCUAUAUUGCUGCAAUAAACAAGAUGCUGAGCUUCAAGGAAACACCAUCUGCUGAAAAAAUCCCAGUCAAUGCAUCAAAUGUUUCAUAAUUUGUGGUAUUGCUUUCGUAAUGAAUGUAAUGUAAUGUAAUAGUGUUUGGUUUACUUUUUAGAAGCUCUAAGACUUAGCUUCACAUCAAUGUGGUUUGUUGAAGUAAUAUGAGUCAAUGUGAUGCAGUCCCAAACACAUACUAAAUUAUGUACUUUAGUGAUAUGCCGAUUGAUGGAGUGUUUUGUUUUGGAAAAUGAUUGUUGGCACGACAGCCAACGAGCACGAGUGUAAACGAACUAAUAAUAAUCAUCAUCAGAUGAAUUGCUUUCCUAUUUUCA
Messenger RNA from Lathyrus oleraceus (garden pea), 2337 nucleotides. RefSeq names its product 2-isopropylmalate synthase 1, chloroplastic. Gene Ontology annotation, molecular function: 2-isopropylmalate synthase activity. Gene Ontology annotation, cellular component: chloroplast. The coding region runs from base 196 to 2058 and encodes 620 amino acids. The transcript has 12 exons. Gene Ontology annotation, biological process: L-leucine biosynthetic process. NCBI's taxonomy places the organism in Eukaryota, Viridiplantae, Streptophyta, Magnoliopsida, Fabales, Fabaceae. The record is from RefSeq and is a predicted model, not a curated record.